Molecule: messenger RNA, 2364 nt
Organism: Solea senegalensis (Senegalese sole)
Lineage: Eukaryota; Metazoa; Chordata; Actinopteri; Pleuronectiformes; Soleidae
Gene: snx27a
Product: sorting nexin 27a
Exons: 13
Coding region: 121-1812 (563 amino acids)
Biological process (GO): signal transduction; intracellular protein transport
Cellular component (GO): early endosome
Molecular function (GO): phosphatidylinositol-3-phosphate binding; protein binding
Source: RefSeq, a predicted model, not a curated record
UUAUCAACAACAGAGUCGGUCUGUGGAGCUAACGUUAUCGAGGGACAGAGCCUGUGAGUGUUGUUUUGAAUUCGCCAGGAGACACCGACUGCAGGAGGGGGGUCAGGGUCUGUGGAUAAGAUGGCGGAUGUAGGAGACGAUGAAACUCGGCCGGCUGUCCCUUCGACAUCCCGUAAUGGUCCGGCCGUCGGCUCGUCGACAGGCAUCGCGGGCCAGAACGCAGCUAUAGUCACGUCAGGUCCACGGAUGGUGAGGAUCGUUAAGUCGGAGUCUGGAUACGGGUUCAAUGUUCGCGGUCAAGUGAGUGAAGGUGGACAGCUACGGAGCAUAAACGGGGAACUGUACGCUCCUCUUCAGCAUGUCAGCGCUGUGUUGCCAGGAGGCGCCGCGGACCGAGCUGGAAUUGCAAAGGGUGACCGAAUUCUCGAAGUUAAUGGGGUGAGUGUGGAAGGUGCCACCCAUAAGCAGGUUGUAGACCUGAUCCGUGCUGGAGAAAAGGAGCUGGUCCUGGCUGUGCUUUCAGUCCCAGCUCAGGAGGCUGAUGGAUUGGAAGGAGGAGAGGAUGUCCAACCCAACUAUGACUACAGUGACAAGCAGGCCGUGCCCAUUUCAAUUCCCACAUACAAACAUGUAGAACAGCACUCGGAGAGGUUUGUGGUGUACAAUGUGUACAUGUCGGGUAGACAGCUUUGCUCUAAGCGCUACAGAGAGUUUGCCAUCCUGAACCAGAACCUAAAGAGGGAGUUUUCCAACUUCAAUUUUCCAAAGCUUCCUGGGAAAUGGCCCUUCUCUCUCUCUGAACAGCAACUGGACGCUCGUCGUAGAGGCCUGGAGGAAUAUCUUGAGAGAGUUUGCUCUGUGCGGGUUAUUGGGGAGAGUGACAUCAUGCAGGAGUUUCUCUCUGAAUCAGAUGAAAAUUACAAUGGAGUGACAGACGUAGAGCUGCGAAUAGCCCUGCCCGAUAAGACCACCAUCUCUGUCAGAGUCCGCAAGAAUAGCACCACAGACCAGGUGUAUCAGGCAUUAGUGAUGAAGGUUGGAAUGGACAGUAUUAUGGCGAGCUACUUUGCACUUUUUGAAGUCAUCAACCAUUCCUUUGUACGAAAGCUGGCGCCUAAUGAGUUUCCCCACAAGCUUUAUGUGCAGAACUACACGUCAGCAGUGCCGGGGACUUGCUUGGCACUCCGCAAAUGGUUGUUUAGCUUCCAGGAGGAGGAGUUACUCAGAGACAAUCCGCUGGCGCUGCAUUACUGCUUUCACCAGGCACUGGAUGAUGUGAAGAAGGGAUUCAUAAAAACAGAGGACAAAUCCUACCAGCUGCAGAAACUGGCAGAGCAACGCAAGAUGGCCACGUACCUGAGCCUGUUGCGGACAUGUGAAGGCUACAAUGAGGUGGUGUUUCCUCACUGCUCCUGUGACUCCAGAAGGAAGGGACAUGUCAUCACAGCCAUCAGCAUCAAUCACUUCAAGCUACAUGCUUGCACGGAGGACGGCACACUGGAGAAUCAGGUGAUCGCUUUUGAGUGGGGAGAGAUGCAGCGCUGGGACACCGACGAGGAGGGCAUGGCUUUCUGCUUCGAGUACGCUAGAGGAGAGAAGAAACCUCGCUGGGUCAAAAUCUUUACUCCAUAUUUUAACUACAUGCACGAGUGUUUUGAGCGGGUCUUUUGUGAGCUGAAGUGGAGGAAACAGGUUGAGGAAGAGGCAUCUGACAAAGACAACAAAAACUGCAGUAACAGUGAGUUUCUGCCUCCAUUGGAGACACAGCAAAAAGGAUGGCGCCACCUAGGGGGGGAGAUUGCAACGUCUUAAAACCACGGGUCACCACUCGAAACUACAACUGGUCCACUCGCAUCAUUACAGCCACCCCAGAGAGCGCCCAUCUACAAACAAAGAACCUGAGCGACAGAACUGACACAGUCCAUGCCCCGAAAACUGGAAAUGACCAAAUUUGGGAAAUUGGAAAAGUGACACUUAACCAAACCCAGGGAUACACACACAACAAGAAGAGCAAUGAAGGAAGAUAAACAAAAGCCAGCUUUCAUUUCAUGCACUUGAUCUCCAUAGUGUGUCUGUUCUCCUCCAUACAAUUACCCUGUGAUGUGGCUGGACACGAGCCAAUUCCCGCCACUGGUUGAGAUGUAACGCAUAUCUGCUGCACGUGACCGGUCAGCGUGACCACAGCAAGGCAACAUUUGCUCUAAGGAACUUGACGAGGGAGCUGACGUCUGGGGUGGGAUCCCCGACGCAACACGAUCGACCCAAGCCGAGGCCAGAACCGGAGCCUUCAUCUGCAGAACCGAGCUCUGGCGAUGGAACACAACGGGACAGAAAAACAAACUCCUGUCGGUUAGCGACGAAAAA